AGGCUGGGGGCGACGGCGAGGGGCCGCGCGCGGAGGGCACCGGGCGCAACAUGGGCGGCCCGCGGGCCUGGGCGCUGCUUUGCUUCGGGCUCCUGCUCCCGGGAGGCAGCGCCGCGUGGAGCGUUGGGGGAGCCCCGUUCUCUGCACGCAGGAACUGGUGCUCAUACGUGGUGACCCGCACCAUCUCGUGCCACGUGCAGAAUGGCACCUACCUGCAGCGUGUGCUGCAGAAUUGCCCCUGGCCCAUGAGCUGCCCUGGGAACAGCUACAGAACCGUGGUGAGACCCACAUACAAGGUGAUGUACAAGACGGUGACAGCCCGCGAGUGGAGGUGCUGCCCUGGGCGCUCGGGGUCGAGCUGUGAGGAAGUUGUAGGCUCCUCUGGCUUCGUGGAGCCCGGGUGGUCGGGCAACGCCAUGUGGCGGAUGGCACUUCGGCCCACAGCCCUGUCAGGUUGUCUCAACUGCAGCAAAGUGUCGGAGCUGACGGAGAGGCUGAAGGUUCUAGAGGCCAAGGUGGCGGUGCUGACUGUCACCGAGCAGGCAGUGCCCCCGACCCCAGCUGCCCCCGAGGACCCCGCCCCGCUCUGGGGUUCCCCAGCUGCCCAGGGCAGCCCCGGGGAUGGAGGCCUCCAAGGGCUACCAGGAACCAGAGAAAACGUGAGGGCCUCUCUGCUCCCCCGAGAUGAUCAAGUUGGUGCCCGGGGGCUUCCUGGGCCCUCUGGCCCCAAGGGAGACCCUGGCAGCCGGGGCCCAAUGGGGAUGCGAGGCCCGCCAGGUCCGCAGGGCCCCCCAGGGAGCCCUGGCCAGGCUGGAGCUGUGGGCACCCCUGGAGAGAGGGGACCUCCAGGCCCCCCAGGGCCUCCUGGCCCCCCAGCCCCACUUGGACCACCCUACACCCGGAUCUCCCAGCAUGGGGACCCAUUUCUGUCCAACACCUUCACUGAGACCAGCAGCCACUGGCCCCAGGGACCGGCUGGGCCCCCAGGCCCCCCAGGACCCAUGGGUCCUCCUGGACCUCCUGGUCCCAUGGGCAUCCCUGGGAAUCCUGGACAUAUAGGACCCCCAGGCCCCACUGGACCCAAAGGAAUCUCCGGCCACCCAGGAGAGAAGGGCGAGAGAGGACUGCGUGGGGAGCCCGGCCCCCAGGGCUCCGUGGGGCAGCAGGGAGAACCUGGCCCCAAAGGAGACCCUGGUGAGAAGAGCCACUGGGGGGAGGGGUUGCACCAACUACGCGAGGCUUUGAAGAUUUUAGCUGAGAGGGUUUUAAUCUUGGAAACAAUGAUUGGGCUCUAUGCAGCAGGCUCAGCUGGAGCUCCUGGCCAGACGGGUCACCCUGCUGGAAGCCAUCAUCUGGCCAGAACCAGAGGGGUCAGGGGCAGACCCUGCCGGCACGGGCACCCCCAGCCUCCUGCGGGGCAAGAGGGGAGGACACGCCACCAGCUACCGGAUCGUGGCCCACAGGAGCCGAAACGAGAGAGACUGAGUGUGGUGGUGGCCCCUUGGGGAGGGCCAGGCCAGGCUUCCCUUCCCAGCCUGGACUUGGCCAGCUGCCUCCAAGGUCCGCCAUCCGUAUUUAUUAAUAUCCUCAGGGUCCCUUCUGCCACCUAGGCCUUUGGGGUGGGCAUGUCUUGGUCCUGGCACCCCGUGCGCAUCUGCCUCCUAUGAGGCUGAGCAGGGACUGGAGCCUGAGAAGGAGCUGUGGUCCAGGCAAGAGGUGAGGCCUUGCUCAGGGCCCUGGGCCUCAGUUUCCCUCUGUGAAAUGGGGUGAUGCAGGCCUGUGGGGAGGGGCGGCAAGUUCGGAGCUUCUGUCUUCUCAUCAACUGCCCGGCCAUCCAGGCCCCAAGCAACAGAGGGAGUUGGAAGCUGGGGCUCUGCCCGGCCCUCAGCACACCCAGGGAUGAUGAGAGCGGGCAGUCUCACCUCCCCACUCCCCAGCCAAACCUGGGGGGCCCACCUGUAUCCCUUGUCUCCUUGUUUUCUGGUGCUGGGUUCCUGGCCCUGAGGUCAAGCUACCUGAUCUGACUGGACAUUCAGGGCUCCUUGUCUCAGUUCUGACCCCUGAACCCUCAGUCCUUCUCAUGUCCCAGGCGGAGGGGGCAUGGAGAGGGAGGGGCCACCUGCUCCCACAACGGCUUGUGACAGACACCAGGAGGUAGAUGUGUAUCAGCCAAUAAAGGCCCCCAGCCUCA
Molecule: messenger RNA, 2191 nt
Organism: Eubalaena glacialis (North Atlantic right whale)
Lineage: Eukaryota; Metazoa; Chordata; Mammalia; Artiodactyla; Balaenidae
Gene: EMID1
Product: EMI domain containing 1
Exons: 17
Coding region: 51-1610 (519 amino acids)
Molecular function (GO): protein binding
Source: RefSeq, a predicted model, not a curated record